This is a messenger RNA of Rana temporaria (common frog), 3057 nucleotides long. RefSeq names its product Yes1 associated transcriptional regulator (gene YAP1). The transcript is spliced from 10 exons. Gene Ontology annotation, cellular component: nucleus; cytoplasm. The record is from RefSeq and is a predicted model, not a curated record. Gene Ontology annotation, biological process: hippo signaling; positive regulation of transcription by RNA polymerase II. Gene Ontology annotation, molecular function: transcription coactivator activity; protein binding; transcription corepressor activity. The coding region runs from base 210 to 1715 and encodes 501 amino acids. NCBI's taxonomy places the organism in Eukaryota, Metazoa, Chordata, Amphibia, Anura, Ranidae.
CGUGUCCUGUGGCGGAGGGUCACGUGGUGCGGGAAAAGUUUGUUGGCUCCCGCUGGGAUGUGAGGAAAGUUUAGUCGCAGUGAGUGGUGGAGUUUGGAUCGGUGGUCGGGGCCCCGGGAUUGGAGUGCGGGCCCCUCCGGGUGGUGACAUGCUCAGCGGACAGUGAGCGCUUCUUCUUCUCCCCGGAUUAGUUCCUAUCUCGCUGUACAAUGAUGGAGAGCGGAGCCCAGCAGAACUCCUCGUCGGCCCCUCAGCCGCCCCCGGCCGGGCACCAGAUCGUCCAUGUGCGGGGGGACUCGGAGACGGACCUGGAGGCGCUCUUCAACGCCGUCAUGAACCCCAAAACCGCCAACGUCCCCCAAACCUUACCUAUGAGGAUGAGGAAACUUCCCGAUUCCUUCUUCAAACAGCCCGAGCCCAAGUCCCACUCCCGCCAGGCCAGCACAGAUGGAGGUUCAGCGGGUGCAUUGACUCCCCAACAUGUUCGCGCUCACUCUUCCCCAGCCUCCCUGCAGCUCGGCGGCGUGUCGCCCGGUGCACUUUCUCCGCCAGGUGUGGUACCUCCUCCAGGUCCUGCCCCACCAAGUCAGCAUCUUCGACAGUCUUCCUAUGAAAUCCCAGAUGACGUUCCCCUGCCACCAGGAUGGGAGAUGGCCAAAACCCCAUCGGGACAAAGAUAUUUUCUCAAGACUGUAUAUUUUAAGAACAUUUCACCUAUACAUGAGAACAGUCAUAUUGAACAGACCACAACAUGGCAAGACCCUCGAAAAGCAAUGUUGUCACAGAUGAAUGUCACUGCCCCCACCAGCCCUCCAGUGCAGCCAAACCUCAUGAACCCAACAGGUCCCUUACCAGAUGGUUGGGAGCAGGCCAUCACUCAAGAAGGAGAGAUAUACUACAUAAACCACAAGAACAAGUCCACAUCAUGGCUUGACCCACGAUUAGACCCACGAUUUGCUAUAAACCAGCAGAGGCUGAGUCAGAGCGCGCCGGUGAGAUCUCCUCCUCCGCUGGCCCCGCAGAGCCCCCAGAGUGGUGUCAUGGGAGGAGGGGGCAAUCAGAUGAGGCUCCAGCAGCUUCAGAUGGAGAAGGAACGCCUCCGACUCAAGCAUCAAGAACUGCUCCGGCAGGUGAGGCCACAGGAACUAGCUCUUCGUAGUCAGAUCCCAACCAUGGAGCAAGAUGGUGGUACUCAGAACCCAGUGUGUUCAUCGGGAAUAACUCAAGAGCUCCGCACAAUGACCAUGAACAGUUCCGAUCCUUUCCUCAACAGCCCACCUGUGCAUAACCUCUCCAAGGGUUCGUGGCAUCCACAUUGUGUAGUAGGACGCGCGGACCCUCCAAAUAACAAAGAUACUCUCAGUGGCACGUAUCACUCCAGAGAUGAAAGCACGGAUAGUGGAUUAAGUAUGAGUAGUUACAGUGUACCUAGGACCCCUGACGACUUCCUUAACAGUGUUGAUGAAAUGGACACAGGUGAUGCAAUCAACCAAAGUAGUAUGCCCUCCCAACCAAACCGAUUCCCUGACUAUUUGGAAGCACUUCCAGGAACAAAUGUGGACCUUGGUACUUUAGAAGGGGAGGCAAUGAACGUGGAAGGCGAGGAACUUAUGCCAAGCCUGCAAGAAGCUUUGAGUUCUGACAUCCUAAAUGACAUGGAGUCUGUUCUGGCUGGCACCAAACUGGAUAAAGAAAGUUUCCUUACAUGGUUAUAGAAGCUUCCAGAAGUUUCUUGGCAUGGUCAAUGAAGCUUCUAGUUCCUGAAGGAUUUUGCUAAUCAAGGGUGCCUACAAUCUUCAAACUGAACAAGGCUACUUGGCAGACUUUUAUGUUCCAAAUGAACAAAAUCUUUUUAAGACUUGACUUUUUUUUUUUUUUUUUCGUCUCAUUUUAGUAUUUUUUUUUUCUCACUCAUUGCUGCUUUUAUUGCUGACACAUUUUUUUUCACCAUUUGAGAGCGUAAGGUAUCAACAAUAUUUUUCAAUGUCAUAGCUGCCUCUUCAAGUAUUUUUAUGUAAAGCGAUUGGGAAGCGUUGGGCCACAUGUCUCUAUACCAGUAGAUAUUCCAUUUUCCAGUCAUAUGUAAAUAUCAUGCACUACACUUUAUUUACCCCUUUCAGCUCCCGUUUUAUAUCCUCCCCAAGAACAUGAUUACUCCUGUUUAUCACAUGAUAGUGUUUUUGAAUUUUGACAUAUAAAUGAUGGAAUUUGUUCCCAUGUGGACUAUAUGAUGGAUGCUUUGGCAGUAUGGAUUAACUGGUCCUAGCUUGAAUUUUAUUCCAAUUUUCUCCUUUUUUUUUUUGUAAGAACAAUGAAAGAAUGUGGCAGAUGUGAGAUGGAUCUGACAGUUUGUAUUUAAUGUGAUCCUCCGUUGCUCUUGUUGGAGUAUGGUUUUAAAAUAUGUGCAGUCUUUUUAUUGGGUCAGUGCAAGAUGGUGUAUUCAAAAUAUGAUAGAGUGUAUAUGUAAGUAGUAUGUUAGCAUCUUUUGUUUUAUAAAUGCUGGCUGGAUAGAGGAAGUGUGAUAGUGCCAAUCAAUGCUCCAUGGAAGUCGGAUGUAUUUUUAUACCCUGUGAGGUUUAGGGGGACAACAAAAUCUUUUAGAAAGUGGUAAUAGCAGAAAAUAGAAUUUUAAGCUUGACGUACCGAACAAAUCAUUCCACCUACCUCCUAGUCUGUAUUGUAUGUUUUUUUUUUUUUCUUUCAAAUGUGCCUUCUACAUUAAUUUCAAAGCUAUAGUAUAUACUGUUUUUUGUAUCGAGGGCUUAUUGUAUUUUGUAUAAUGGUAUCACCAGCCAAUUGCCAGACUUUUUUUUUUUUUUAUCUGAGAAGGGUUCUUAGCCCCUGAGAAUCAUGAUAUAUAGAAUUGCUUUAUCAGAUGAAGCAAUCAUUUUUGAUGGCAUGUUUUUUUUUAUUUUUAUUUUUUUUAAACCUUGAGGAGUGUUAUUGCAAUUGGAUGGACACCUUACCCAUUUUUUGUACAUUUAAUAUUAAAUAAUCAUGUCUUACUGUACACGUAAUUGUUUUUUUUAUUAGAAAAUUAAACAAUAGCUAAUUGUA